Molecule: messenger RNA, 1421 nt
Organism: Prorocentrum cordatum
Lineage: Eukaryota; Dinophyceae; Prorocentrales; Prorocentraceae
Source: the annotation of a GenBank genome assembly
AGGCCUGGUGACUGGAGCUGGAGUGACGCCAGCUGGUGGUGGUGGCAGACUGGAAGGAGUUACUGCGACUGGGGAUCGUGGGCGUGGGAGUGGAAAGGCCUGGCAUGGACAGUGCUGAACUUGCCGGAGCAGCCGCCUCUGCUGCGGUGGACGGGCAGAGCAGUCGCGGGAGAGGGCUUCGGCGAACCGCCUCUCACGACGCCCGCGCUGGCGUCCGCCGCAGCGCCCGCCGACGCGCCGCGAGCGGAAGGCGCGCGUCCAGCGGCGCGCCAGCCACCGGCGCCUAGGGCGACGCCUGGCACGGCCGCGGGCGUCCCGCCACAGCCGAGCGCAACGCUCGGGGCGACGUGGGGCGCGGCUUCCAGCGCGGAGGGCCCGCGGCCCGCAUUGGAGGCCGAGGGCGCGGCGUCUCCCCCGCCAGCGCCGCGGCAGCGUUACGACAGCGUAGGAGGCGCCGCCGCAGGAGCCGCCGACUGGAAGCCCAACGACACGCAGGGGCCGCUUCCCUGGCAGGGCUUCGAGCGGCUCGACGCACGGAUGGUCCACGUGAGGAGGUGGAGCCGACGGACAGGGCUCCCACCCGAGCAGCAGGCGGGCAAGGUCAUCGACGGUUUCCUUGCGGACCUGCAGGAGCGGCUCCUGCACUGCGCAGUGGAGCUCGACGGGAUCGGGGGGAUGGAGAUUAUGUUCGGCUUCCUGAAGCGGCGCCGGGGCGACCAGGACGGGGAUGAAGCCAAGGGGGCCUCCAGGCUAGCGCUGGAGGACACUGAGAUUAGACAGGGCGAGACGCUCGCCCAGUAUGAAGACCUCGAGUCGGUCAUGCGCGGGUUACUGAAGAUGGGCGUUCGAAAGAAAGCCUCGGUGCCCAAGCAGCGGGUCUACGCAGUGGAUAGCGAUGACGAUGUUGACGAGCCCGACCCAAUCUACUACGAGCUGGAAGAGGACCUCAUCAUGGACGAUGAGGGCGCGCUGGCAGUCAACGAGGCGAUCGCGGCCCAGAAGCUAGACAGACGACAGAGGUUGAGUAUCAGCAGAUUAAAUGAGAGGACGAGGUGCGCCAACUGCGGUCAGAAGGGUCACUGGCGCAAGGAGUGCACGAAUCCGCACAAGCCGAAGUCGGAACAAGAGGCGGCGCCACGUCCCAAGAGGGAGCUGGGCGGUGGGUCGCUCUACGUGGCAGCGGGCACUCUGGGCGGCGACGACUUCAUGGUCGGCAGCAUCCGGACCCAGGAGCUGAUCGCGAACGCGCUGGACGAGACGACGAGCAUGGAGGUCUAUGCGUUCGGGGCGCACAGCGAGGAGCCGGAGGGCGCGGUGGACACCGCGGCCGGACAGGCCCUCGUCGGCCAGAAGCAGCUGACGAAUCUUCAGGAGAAGUGCGCCAAGCUCGGCGGGGCCAUUCCGUCUCGCGAAGCCAAGGG